Molecule: messenger RNA, 2102 nt
Organism: Hansenula anomala
Lineage: Eukaryota; Fungi; Ascomycota; Saccharomycetes; Phaffomycetales; Wickerhamomycetaceae
Gene: TCM62
Product: Tcm62p
Exons: 1
Coding region: 444-2102 (552 amino acids)
Biological process (GO): protein refolding; mitochondrial unfolded protein response; apoptotic mitochondrial changes
Cellular component (GO): mitochondrial matrix; mitochondrial inner membrane
Molecular function (GO): protein-folding chaperone binding; ATP-dependent protein folding chaperone; ATP binding
Source: RefSeq, a predicted model, not a curated record
CCCUGUUAUACUACUAGCAUGGACACAUUCUUGUCCAGCCAGCCCUUAGGACAAGGCCAUCUUAAUCUCUGCCAUUGGAAUGAUAGUUAUCUUUUAGAACUAAAUCCAUUGGAAAACCAGCACAAACGCAAUAAAGUGCACAAAACAUCCCCAAUUGGACAGCUCCAUUGCGUCACGACACCAAAUCCAAUUGCUUCAAACAAAGAAAAUCAAUCAGAAUCAGCAAAAAAAGGCAUCAUUUUGAAGAAAUCUCUACAUAAAAUUCGUUUUUGUGGUUUCAAUUUAGUGCCAAAUUUUCUGAAAAUUGCGAAAAAAUCAAAAACGGGAAAAAAAAGUCAUCGGUUCCGGCAACAAUUUUUCGAAUCUCCAUAGAAAACAUUAGAAAAUGAUUUGAAUCCUUUGAAGAAAACCAUCAUCAAUCAAAGAUCUAACCAGUUCAAGAGAUGCUACGUUUCCAAAAAUCAUCAGCAGCACUUGGCAGAAGAGGUAUCAAGACAAUCCACAAGGAUUUGAAGUUCUCAAACAGCGCAAGAAUCGCAGUUUUAAGAGGUGCUGAAAAAGUCUACAAUGCAGUUUCAGUAACAUUAGGUCCAAAAGGUCGUAAUGUCUUGAUGGAACAGAAAUAUAAUUUCCCAAAGAUCACUAAAGAUGGUUAUUCAAUUGCUCAGGAAUUGACUUUCAACAAUAGAUUUGAAAAUAUGGGUUGCCAACUGAUUAAAGAUGUUACAAAUAAAUCAAAUCUUGAAUCUGGAGAUGGUACAACAACUUCAACUGUUUUAGCUUAUAAUAUUUUGAAUAGUUCUCUAAGACAUGUUAGUGUUGGUGCUAAUCCAACUGAAAUUAGAAAUGGUGUUCAACUAGCUAUCAAUAAAGUUAUUGAAUAUCUAGAAUCUCAAAAGCAAAGCAUUACAUCGAGUACUCAAAUGAAACAGAUUGCAGUUGUUUCUUCAAAUGGUGAUGAAGAACUUGGUGGUUUGAUCGCAGAAGCUAUUGAACAAGUUGGGAAAGACGGUAUUGUUACUAUCGAAAACGGAAACAAGCUUGAAAAUGACUUGGUUGUUUCAAAAGGUUUAAGAUUUGAUCAAGGUUUUAUAAAUCCUCAAUUUGGUGAUGUUUCAAAACCAAGUUCCAAAGUUGAAUAUGAAAACCCAUUGAUCUUGUUAUAUAAAGGUGAAUUGAAAAACUCUCAAGAUAUCUUGCCACCUCUAAAUCAUGCUCAAAGAUCAAAACGCCCAUUGUUAAUAAUAGCUGAAGGUUUAACAGGUGAUGCUCUUGCCAUUUCAAUCUUGAACAAAUUGAGAGGUCAAGUUGAAGUUGUUGCAGUGAAAGCACCAGGUUAUGGUGAACAUAGAGCUCAAUAUUUCCAAGACUUGGAAGCUGCAACUGGUUCAAAGAUCUUGGAUCCAGAAACUGGUGAUGUUGCAAGCACUGCUACAAAAGAAGUUUUCGGUUCUGCAGGUUCAAUUGUCAUUUCUCCAAAGGAAACCAUAAUCAUUGAUGGUAAAGGAGAAAAGUCCAAAAUUGAUGAACGUAUUGAACUAAUUGAAACAAAAUUGAAUGAUCCUGCAACAUCAUUUUCAGACUCUGAACAAUUACAAAAAAGAUUAUCUAAAUUGAAAGGUGGAGCAGCCAUUAUUAAACCAGGUGGUGCUACUCAUUUUGAAGUUAAAGAGAAAAAAGAUAGAUUAGAUGAUGCUUUAAGCUCAACCAAAGCUGCUCUAAGAAGUGGAUUCUUACCAGGUGGUGGUGUUGCCUUAUUAAAAGCAAGUGUUGAAUUAAAUAAUGCUGAUUUUGGUAAUGUUUCUUUUGAUACCAAAAGAGGUAUUGAUAUCGUGAAAAAAUCUCUAGCUUCUCCAUUCAAUAAAAUUCUUUCAAAUUCAGGUCUUGAAGGUGAUCAAUUGAAAGGUAAACUUGAAGGUAAAGCCUUCAGCUAUGGUAUUAAUGCACAAACUGGUGAAUUGGUUGAUCUGUACGAAGCCGGUAUUAUUGAUCCAUUUAGUACAAUUAAAGGUGCAUUGGUUAAUGCCUCUGGUGUCACCAGUUUAUUAUCAACAACUGAAGUUGCAAUUGCUAGUGUUCUCGGUGAAAAAGAAGGUUUUUAG